UUUACAUUCCAAGCAGUGUCUCGUGAUGUCAGUGACAACAAUGAAAAUAUUUUAAGAAUUUUACUUCCUUCUUCACCGUCGCUAUAAGAGAGAGGUCUUGGUCCAGAGUCUCUCUGAGCAACACAGCGAGCGAUCCCAGUGAAGCUCAUGGGUCAUGGCAAGCGCGACUCCCAUUGAGAGUGUGGAUAGUGAGCUGUGCUGCUCCAUCUGCCUGGGCACGUUUGUCUGCCCCUCCACACUGAGCUGCGGACACUCGUUCUGCCUGCUGUGCCUGGAGGCCGCCUGGGAGACGGCGAGCAGCUUCAGCUGCCCGCAGUGCCGAGCGACCUUCCCUGUGCGACCCCAGCUGAGGAGGAACGUGGCCCUCGCCAACCUGGUGGAGCAGCUCAGAGUUGGAGACGGGAUGGCCGCGGUCGUCAUGUGUGACAUCUGCGGUGACGGCCACACUCCUGCAGUGAAGACCUGCCUGAGAUGUGAGAUGUCCUACUGUUUUUCUCACUUUAGGACUCACGUGGAGAAUCCCAGGUUGAGAGACCACGCCGUGGUGGAUCCCAUUGCGAGCUUGGACGAGAGAAGAUGCCGUAAUCACAAACGGGAGCUGGAAUUCUACUGCACAGUAGAUAGAAGCCUGGUUUGCUCAUCUUGCACCAUCGCAGGUGAACACAAAGGACAUGAUGUCACCAUGCUGAAGGACGAGCACGAGACACGGAAGGUGAGGCCCUCAGAGACACGUGUUGGGGAGGAGACGCGAGCGGUGGAGGAGAAGAGGAAGGAGGCGGAGGAGUCUGUGAAGCGGAUGGAGGCCGCUCGCAAGGAGGCUCAGGAAUCGGUGGCCGGGAUCAGGAGUCGCAUCACGGGCAAGUUCGCCCGCCUAAAGAAGGCUCUGGACGAGGAUGAGAAGGAGGCUCUCCAACGCGUGGCCGUGAAGGAGCGCGAGCUGCUGUCCCAGAUAGACGAGGACAUCGCUCGUCACAAGCAGGAAAUCGGCGAGCUCCAGGCGGCGGCCGCUCGCCUGCGCACCCUGCAGCACGAGAGGGACUCGCUCGCCUUCCUGCAGGUGGGGAGCGCCUCUGUGGAGAUGCCGUUUGGGAGUCCAGAACAACAGAGCUGGCAGUGGCAGAGGGACUCGUGGUGCAAGGGGCUGCGUGUUAGACACUUGCAAUGUGUGAUAUGGAUGCUGAGUGUUCCAAUGCUGUGGUUAAACAAGGCUGUGUGUGAUGCUGUUGGUGGUUUUCCAAGGAGAGAGAUCCCAAAGGAAUCUGCACCCCCACGUCCCACUUCACUGGACGUCACCACAAUCUGCUCCCUUGAAAUGGUCGUGAACAGAUUCCUGCCUUUCGCUUAUGGACGAUCACCGACUCUGGACACAAACUCAGCCUGCGACCACCUCCAGAUUUCCUCGGACCUCAGGACGGCAACGUGGAGCGAUGUCCCCCAGGGUCGCCCCCAUCACCCACACCGCUUUGAGUGCUGGCGGCAAGCGCUGUGCUCUGAGAGCUUCUCGUCGGGUCAGCACUACUGGGAGGUGGACGUGGGGAGCGCGGAUGAGUGUCUGGUUGGAGUCGCGUAUGCGACGAUUCCACGGAGAGGGGAUGGUGCUGAGUGCCUCCUGGGAGAGAGCGACGUCUCCUGGUGUCUACAGAAACUUGGCGACAGCUUCUCAGUGCUGCAUGGCGGGGUAGAGACAUCACUGUCGGUGCCGCAGCCUCCGCGGAGAGUUGGGGUCCACCUGGACUGGGACGCGGGGCUGCUGUCGUUUUACAACGCCGACUCCAUGGCGCCGUUGCACUCGUUUCACCAAACAUUCACUCAGCCCUUACACCCUGGGCUGUGGGUGGGGGACUCGGUGAGGAUUGUGGAUCUGAGUGGUGCGUCCUGAGAGAAGUGAACGUGAACAGCGCAGAGGGCAGACGCCACGACGCACUGCGCUCGCCACCCUCGUCACCGUCACGCGCAGCGCCACGCCCUUGACUGGCUG
This is a messenger RNA of Petromyzon marinus (sea lamprey), 1978 nucleotides long. Lineage: Eukaryota; Metazoa; Chordata; Hyperoartia; Petromyzontiformes; Petromyzontidae. The record is from RefSeq and is a predicted model, not a curated record.